GGGAAGUGAGGUGUCCUCUCCCAGCUCAGAAACUUUCUCAGCAGCGGGGGAGGGUAGUGGAGGAACUCUGUCCCUCACUGCAUUUGUCCUCAGAGGGGCCGUAGGGUCAGUGGCCCUGUCUCCUGCCCCCCUUCUUCCCCCGGGGCAACCUUUAACCCUCCACCAACCAUGUGCGACGCUGCCUGCCCCCACGCAUUCUCCUCAGAGUUGUCUGAGGCAGAGAGGACCGCGGCUGAUUAUGGAGAGCGGAGAUCCACCGGCCACAUGGCAUGGGCUGCCGCUGCUGCUGCUACUACUGCUGCCUCCCAGCCAUGAAGGAUGGGCCGUGAGACAUACUCUCCCCAGACAGAGGACUCAGGACCGGCCUGCUCUGCACCUCAGCAAUGGCCCUGGACAAGAACCUGUAACCAUCAUGACCUUUAACCUCACCAAGAUCAUAAAAACCUCCUCCUCCUUUGAGUUUCGGACCUGGGAUCCAGAGGGAGUGAUUUUUUAUGGUGAUACCAACCCAGAGGAUGACUGGUUUGUGCUGGGAUUUCGGGAUGGCAGGCCUGAGAUCCAGCUUCAUAAUCACUGGGCCCAACUUACAGUGGGUGCUGGACCCCGGCUGGAUGAUGGGAGGUGGCACCAGAUGGAAGUGAAGAUCCUUGGGGAUUCUGUGAUGCUGGGGGUGGAUGGGGAGGAGGUGCUGCACCUGAGACAGGUCUCUGGGCCACUGGCAAGCAAACCCCAGCCCAUCAUGAGGAUUGCUCUGGGGGGGCUGCUCUUCCCUGCCUCCAAACUCUGGUUGCCGCUGGUCCCUACCCUGGAUGGCUGCCUGCACCGGGAUGACUGGCUGGACCAGCAGGCCCAGACCUCAGCAUCUGUCCCCACUAGUCUCAGAAGCUGUGCUGUAGAGUCUCAACCUGGGAUAUUCUUCCCGCCAGGGACUGGUGCAGAAUUCAGUCUCCAAGACAUUCCCCGGCCUCAUGAAGAGCCCUGGGCUUUCUCCUUGGACCUGAGACUCCAGCUAGCAGCAGGCUCAGGCCACCUCCUUGCCCUUGGGAGCCCAGAAAACCCUUCUUGGCUCAGCCUCCAACUCCAAGAUCAAGAGAGGCCUCUUCUGCAUCCUUUUGCUUGGAUGGCCUUUGGGCACAAGGCCAGAGGCUGGACGUGGACCGGGCCCUGAGCAGAAGCCAGGACAUCUGGACUCACAGCUGCCCCCAGAGCCCAGGCAAUGGCACUGACACUACCCAUUAAAUCCCCACCUAAGAACCUCCUUUGAAUGUCACUCAUUCAUUUAUUUAACAAAUAUUUACUGUGCAUCUGCAAUGUACCAGGCACUGUGCUGAGCAUCGGGUUGCAAUGAUGAGCAAAACUAACCCUGCUUCGGGACUUCCCUAGUGCCAGUGGUUAAGACUCCGAGCUCCCAAGGCAGCGGGCCUGGAUUCGAUCCCUGGUCGGGGAACUGAGAUCCUGCAUGCCGCACACUGCGGCCAAACAAAAUAAAACAAAACAAAAAAUUAA
This is a messenger RNA of Balaenoptera ricei (Rice's whale), 1506 nucleotides long. RefSeq names its product sex hormone binding globulin (gene SHBG). The coding region runs from base 239 to 1168 and encodes 309 amino acids. Lineage: Eukaryota; Metazoa; Chordata; Mammalia; Artiodactyla; Balaenopteridae. The transcript has 7 exons. The record is from RefSeq and is a predicted model, not a curated record. Gene Ontology annotation, molecular function: steroid binding.